This is a messenger RNA of Trichogramma pretiosum, 7648 nucleotides long. RefSeq lists its product as uncharacterized. The record is from RefSeq and is a predicted model, not a curated record. NCBI's taxonomy places the organism in Eukaryota, Metazoa, Arthropoda, Insecta, Hymenoptera, Trichogrammatidae. Gene Ontology annotation, molecular function: proton channel activity. The coding region runs from base 459 to 3305 and encodes 948 amino acids. Gene Ontology annotation, biological process: proton transmembrane transport. The transcript has 10 exons. Gene Ontology annotation, cellular component: membrane.
CAGCAGAUAACGGAGCCGAACAGAGAGCGAGAGAGAGAGAGAGAGAAGUGCGUGUGUUGUGUUGUGCGCCACCCGAAACGGCUUCUUUUUUUUUAUUUUCACCGGUUUUCUCAUUUUUUUCGUCUGUUGAUUCGCGCAACUAUCUAGAGAUAUAUGUGAGACAAAAAUGUCGAGGAUCGACGAAAGAAAAUGACGAAUGUGCUUCGCUGUGACGAUCUGAGUUGUGUUGAGUUUAAUUUUUGAUAUAUACUACUCGGAAGAAAAGAACGUGAAAAAGGAAAGAAAGAAAAUAAUAGAAAAAGAAGAGCGUACGAAGAAAAUAGAUUGAGACAGUUGGAAUCAUGAUAUGGAAGUUAAACCAAUACAACGAAUUCCAAUAAACCGAGCCGAGGCGCAAAAUGAGAAUUCGUUAACUAUUAGGCUUCUCUAUCUCUCUCGUUAUUGUCGGGACUCUCAACAUGUUAAUCGUGGCAAAUAUCCGGGAUAUUGAUGAAAUAUAUCGCAGCAAGGGAUUCCGCGUCGUGUCGCGUCGCGAGCCAAGCGCGGAGAUGCAGCGCUGCCCGUAUCUGAGCGAGAUGAAGGAGCGCCUGCUGUCGCAGCCAACGCCGAACGACAGCCUCGACAACGAGACGACGACGGCCAACGUCACGACGCUCGCCAACAAUAAAGACAGCUCCAGUAUCGCCUCGGCGACAGCCGCCAUGCAAAACAAUAGUCGCAAGAAUUCCGUCAAAGCCAACAGUAACGGACCGGGUGGAAUACCCGAGCCGCCGGAAAUGCCGCCCGACUCGCUCAUCGGUACCGUCGUCAAGUUGAAUUCGGACGGCUACGGAUCACACACGUCGCCGGCGCACGCCAGGCAGCCGCUCGUGCCUCAGAACUCCAACAAUCAGCAUCUCUCGCUCGUGCCAAUGCAUUUGGCACGGAGAAACAGCAAUGUACCAAAAAAUGCAAAAACGUCCCUGUUCAUAAUCAUGAGCUUCAUCUACGCCAAGCUGCUGGUGGUCGUGUGCGUGGCCUACGUGAUGAGCGAGGUCGUGACGCACCGGCUGCCGCUCUGGUACUACGAGGGCUUCUUCACCUAUCUCUACGGCGUGAGCAUACUGUUCCUGCUCUACGUGUUCUGCUUCCUGCUGCAGGAGAGCGCCUGCUGCUCCAAGGGAGCCGAGACGCCGCCCGCGCCCAAGCCAGUGAAGGAGAAAAAGGAGAAGAAGGAGAAGAAGGAGAAGAAAGACAAGAAGGACAAGAAGGACAAGGAUAAGGACAAGGAUAAGGACAAGGACAAGGAUAAGAAGGAUAAGAAGGAGUUCCAGGACGCCUCGGACGUCGAGGCCGGAGUGGCCCGCGCCGUGCGAAGACGCAAAACGUCGCAGGAUGACAAUUCCCACGGUAGCUUUUUCCUGCGCAUCGGCGCCAUUGCUUUCGGUCUGGGCACAAUGGUCUACGCUGGCCUGGAGUUCGGCACGUUCUUCGAGGUGCCGCAAACGUCGCCCUGCUAUCAGAUCCUCCAAGGCGUUAAUCCCCUUCUACAGAUGAUAUUCACAUUCAUGCAAAUGUACUUUAUCUUCAUGAAUUCUAGGUUGAACAUUCAUCGAUUUAAAGUCAUCGCUCGAUUCGGCUUGAUGCACGUCGUCGCCACGAAUAUCUGCGUGUGGAUUCGCUCCCUCGUUCUCGAGAUGCUCAAAGAGAUCUCGCUGUACCAUCGCAAUCAAGGCCGCGCCGAAGCCGGAAUCUUAGCGAGCAUAAGGGACCACACACUACGUCACGCUGGCUCAUUCCUAGGUGAGUCGGCGCGCAAUCCCGGCGGCAGCAAUAUGCGCUACUCCACGUCGGGACCGAAGUGGGCGCGCGACAUCGCCAGCACGGCUCUGCCCGCGGGCGGUCUUCAGGGACUCGCCCGCACCACCGUGCAGCCCAUGGCCCGAGCCGUCACCCUGGGCUCGAGCGCCAAUCCGGCCGAGUGGGCGGCCGCCACCGCCUCGUCGACGGGCAUGCCCUCGAGCACGGCCGCCGCGAUGAUCAGCAGCAGCAGCUCCAUGGCUGGAGAGACUAGCGCCACCUACGCGCCGUCUACCUUGUCGACCUUCCUGACGAGCCUCAUGCCCGGCCAGAGGGACGCGAUCUCCACGUCGACCGUCGACGCCAUCACGACCUCGGCCGGCGCCUUCUACGCCACGGACUCGGUCCUCGACGCGGCUGGCGCUGCCGCGGAUGCCGACGGCCAAGCCAAGAACAAUAUCGCCCGCUUCCUGGAGACGGCCAACGCGACGGCCAGCAACUUCAGCAGCGGCGCCGCUGCCAUGCUGAGCAGCAGCCCCCUGUGGAAUCCCAGCCACAACGCCUACGCCGAGGCGUUGACGGCCAACGACGGCAGCCUCAUGGGCGGCAACAACAGCUGCGGCCGCAUCAACAUCAUGGGCACCAUCGUCAAGGACUCGGCGCCCUAUCUGUUCCCCUUCAUCAUCGAGUACAGUCUGAUCGGCGCCGCGGUCAUCUACAUUAUGUGGAAGCACAUCGGACGUCAUCCGCGCUACACCCAGGCCGAGGCCGAUCUCGAGCGCCGACUGGAGGCCAUGCUCUCGAGGCGGGCCGUUGCCCUUGCCAAUGCAGGUCAAGGUCGCGUCGACUGCGUGGGUGCUAGCAAGGGCCUGUUCUUCGGCCUGCUGCUCCUCGUCGGCUCGCUCAUCUGCCUCAUCCUGUUCUUCGUGCUGAUCCACCAUCCCGAUCUGGGCCUGAUCGCCAUCUACCUCGCGGACGUCUCGCACUGCGCCAUCAUGGCCCUGUCGAUCCUCGCCAUCUGCAUCGGCUUCUGUCGGGUGCGACACCUCAAGUUCAAGGCCGAGGAGCAGAGCGACCUCAACGACAUACUGCUGCGCGUCUCAGCCUUCGGCCUCUUCAUCUACGCCACCUUCUCGGUGAUCUCCGGCUCGCUGGCCGCCUUCACCCAUGAGCCCAAUCUGCUCGUCAUGGUCACGGGCCUGCUGGCCGUGCUCCAGGUGAUCCUGCAGCUGCUCUUCAUUGCCGACGUGUCGCGCCGGCGCGUCCACCUGCCCGAGCACGACCGCAGCAAGCCCGGCCGCCAGAUCGUCACCUUCCUGCUCAUCUGCAACGUCGCCAUGUGGGUCAUCUACACGUUCGAGGUGCAGAAGGUCCAGAAGAACCCCGUGCAGAUCGACUUCUACGGCUUCCUGCCCUGGUCGAUCGUGCAGAGGGUCACGGUGCCGCUCUGCAUCUUCCAUAGGUUCCACAGCGCUGUUACGCUUGCCGAGAUCUGGAAGACCAGCUACAAGGCGCGCCUCGAUUAAGGCGCUUGAUCGCGACACACAACAACAACGUCCAUCGAGAGAGAUUACCAAUAGAGAUAAACCAAUCAGACGACCAUGAUGAUGAAACGAGAGGACACGAGAAUAUGAUAAGGCCCACAUGAUUCAUCGAGAGGGUGCCUGAACGAGAUUGAAUGCUGUAGACGAUAUUAAAACGAACUCGUUGCCAAAAGCGAAGACACUUUCGUUCAUCGAUUAUUGCGUAGGAGUGAACUUUGUUUGUUAGACCGCAUGCUAUAACGAAUGCUUUGAAUAUUAAUUGAAUGAAAAAUAAAAAUUGUAACGGCGAACGAUGAACGAAUUGUAGUAUGAAGCGCGUGGCAACGAACCACGAACUCGUCUCUUUCGUCGCUUAAUCUAUGAGACCAUUAUUAGAAAUAUAUUACACACGUAUAUGAGUUUAGGUGGAUGAAAAAACAAUUCGACUUUAACACGCGAAUAUGGUUAAUCCCUACCCCUUCCCGCGAUAUCUUGCGUUACCAUAUACGCGCAUGUAUUACCGUUUACUGCUGUACUGACCACGAACGAUACACGCAAACGACGAACGAAACGAAAUGACAGCGCGAGCAAUUCGAGAAUUGCGAAUUUAUGACCAAACGAACGAUCGGACGCAACUGACAAACAUUACGAAGUACACACGCACGUACCAAACUGAUUUUUAAUAAUUUUUAACCCGUUUUUAAUGCGAGUAUAAACUCGCAGACGUACACACACACGCUCACAUACGUACAUAAACCAACAUAAACACAAAUACGUAUAUGGCUUCUCAACGAUACGAUUAUCGCAUUUUCUACUUUUAUAUAUCGUGAACCAUCGUUUGACGCGUCGCUCGUGCCUCUCGGUGCACGAUUGAUUCCUCUGUACGAACUGAUCAAUGAUUAUACACAUGAUGUAGCGACGACGUUGACGAUGAGUCUCUAUAGCUGACACGGGUUCGAUCAAAAGAGAAAAAAAAUUUCAAUCAAAUCGGACUCGAGUCACGCUCGUGAAUUCUUAGUGAUGUAGAGAAUCUAUAGCGUAUAGUUCAAUCGAAUUUAAAUAAAAAAAACAUUCUCCGAUGCAUUUAUACGAACUCCGAAAUAAAACUUAAUCAAUUUGAAGGAGUUUUAAAAAAAAUAACGGAAGAGACGUAGUCUCCAGAGUUCCAGAGUUUAACGUUGUUGGUUAAAAACCGGAUAAAGUCGAGUAUUCAAUGGGAGCAGAAACAAUUACUUUGUAGACAAUUUUAACUCGUGGAUCAUAGACUCUAAACUAUAAGAAUACUUAAAGUGAUGAUACAAUUGCCAAAGAAUAACAAAAAAAAGGAAAGCGGACGAAAUUAACGAUAAACAAAAAAAAGUAACUAAACGCACAUCUUUCUUUCUUUCCAUUCUCGAACAAGUCUGUGUGUUCAACAAAAUCGGCUCAAUCAGUUCGAUUAAUCAUUGAAACGUUUAAAAAAGUACAAAAUUUAUUCGUGAUUUUCAAAAGUAUAAUUAAAAUAUAAAUAAAUAUUUCGACUGAAUCGCGAGAUUAUUAGUACCGUUUAACGCUAAAAGUAUGCUCAUCUUUGUUUCACAUUAGAAACGCUAAAAUCAUCAAUCGAUUAAAAAAAAAGUAAUGGCAUAAAAAUAAAGUGGACGUCAUUUUAAAUUGGCAAAGCCGAAAAUGCGUCAAAUAGAGUGCAGUAACCAGGUCAUUUGGGUCCGAUAAAUAAAGUAAAAUGAAACGAGUAAUAAUUGUAGUUAGCCAUCUCUUAGAUGUAUCUGCAAUUUUCAUGCGGCUCAAAUGAAUUAGGCGAUGAAUUGCAUUAAUUAAUAGAUAUCGUAGUAAACUUAACGAAACGAUCAUAGAAACGAAGAAAUGAUUCAUUCAUUAACGAGUAUGAUAUAAAAGCGUAACGCAUGAAAGAAAAAAAAACAAAAAAAAGUAAACAAGCUAUUUCAGUAAACUUCUAAAAGAAGUAUAAAAGUAAUGUCGCUAUUGAUUAGUGUCUAAGGCCAAAACUUGUAAAGGCCGCAUGCAAGAAUGAUUAUAAGGAAAAGAAGAGAUAAAUCAAGCAAAUUGUGUAUUAUUAAACGUCGCUGAUUUUAUGCUGGUGAUAUUAAGAAUAAUUACAAGCGAUAAUCUUUGACAUAUGUUGUAGAAAAAAGUGUAAUAGCGAACCCCUAGCUCCUUUCUGUGCAGACAUAAACAGGAUACGUUCAUAGAUAUUAAGACUUGAAAAACGCAUACGAUAAAACAUUCUCUUUCUGAUCAUCCACGUACACUCCAUCCUAUUAUAAUAGCUUUCGAAAUUUACGUACUUAAAAUUAAAAAAAAUCAAUCAUCACAUUUAGAAACUGAAAAGCGAAAAAAGCAUGCAUCAAGUACAUAAAUAAAUAUAAAUAUAUGUUAUAAAUGAAAACGUAACGUAGACGAUAAGAUUGAACAGAGCGUUAUUAAGACGUUAUUAAGGAAGGAUUAUUAUGUGCUGGAAUCGUAAGCAAAGAGAAGGAAAACACCAUGACGACGAUAAAAUAAAACAUUAAUAGCUUCAUACGAACAUUAUACAUAUUAAAGUACAUACAUACAUUUGACAUAACAUUGACGGUGACAAUGAUAAUGUUGAAAGGAAAUAUAUAAAUAAAUAUAUAUACAUAAAUUAAGAUUAUGAUCAUGUGAACAUAUGAUUGUAUCGAUUUGAUUUUAAGCGAAUGAAUGUGGGAGCGAGUGUUAAAUGAAAAUUAGUUACAGCGAUGUAAAUAUCAGUGAGUCGUACGAAUAAGUAUACAAAUGAGUAUGUUUGCAAGCAACGAUGCAUUUAAUUCGUGAAAUAUGAAAAAAAAUGAAAAUAUAUUUGUUCGAUUAUUUGUGUAUCAAUCGCUUGAGCGCUGCGUAGUUUAAGAUUCACAUUUACGUUGUUCAAACAUUGUAUUUACUCAUUAUAAUUAUUAUCAUUAUUAUUACUGUAUAUUUACUAAUAAAAAGUGGGAAAGUCGCUUUGAAUAGUUUGAAAAAGCGUAUAAUUAUGUUUAAUAAAGACAGGACUUAGCAAAAAUGAACAAUUAUUUCAAAGCCGAGAUUUUGUAUAAUCAUGCAAGCUUUAUAUUACGGUACAAUUCGUUAUCUAGAAAUUUUACGGAAAAAACGAGGAGUGACAGAAUAUGUGAAAUAAUAUAACUCAAAAAUGAAGUAAUAUACUAGAUGGAAAACAAUAUUUAAAAUAAAUAACAAAAAAAAUGAAACAAACAAAUGCCAAAUUGCACACGAUGUUCGUUAACGAGUGUGAUGAGAUGACACAAAAGGCACUGCCACACCGGACCAAAUAAAAGCAUUGAACAAAAAAAGAAACUCAUAAGACACUCAGCAGCAGUAAAAAAAUGGCUAGUAUAUUACGCGAGUCAAAUACAAAUUUAGAAAAAUAAAUUGCUAAGUACAUGGUCCUACGAUGAAUAGAGCAGCGAUUUGAAAAUUAUUGACUCUUGAGAGGAGAAUCGUUUGAUCACUGAGUAAAAUUUCUCGCCAUAUAUUUAUAAAUUAAAAUUGAGCGUAACAGCGAAGUCCCAACCGACUCUCUUGCACUCAUUUUUAUUACUACUGUAUUACCAGAUGUUUUUCUCAGUGAUGAUACUUGAUGAUAUAAAAAAAAUGUUUGCGACAAUUAUUGACGGCUUUUGAAUGAUAAUUAAUGAUUAGUAAGAUCUUCGAAGUUAUAGUGAUAUAUAUUAUAUAUAUUAUAUGAUGAUUCAUUAUAAGACACGAAAGAAAGAAAUAGGAUGACGCGAGGUCAAAGCAUUCUUGUAUAAGUACACCGAUAUCUUAAAAAAAAUAGUAGCUGUAAGCCUAACGAUUGUGAGGCCGUGGAUUUGCAGGGAGCAAAAAUCGGACCGUAGCUCAAUGGAAACUUAAUCAAAACAACAACGGAAAAUCGUUUCCCAAUCACACAUAGAUGUACGAGAUAUUUUUCACAGAUACGUCUUCGUUGUAUUGUUUAAACCGGACAAGGGAAUGAUUGUAUUUAUUGUUAAUUAUACGCGCAAUUUUGAAAAACAACGAGAAAGUGACGAGCCUCGUGUUUGAUUGGUUUUUUUCGACUCUGGAUAAGAAAAGGAAUUACAGAAGCAAAUCCACGGUCUCGUUAUUUAAACAUUACGUAGGAUGUUUUUGAUGUCUUUGACUAUAAUUAUUCAAGUUUGUACACACGCACAAGUGACUCUUACACUUAUACGACUUAUUAAAUAAAAAAAAGCAAAAAAAAAAUAAACAAAAAAAACAGUGACACGAUCGAAACAUUAAAUGUAAAGGAAUAAAAAAAAAACGUAAAUGGUAACAAUCGAUAAAAAAAAAUCAGCAAAAAAAUAAAA